This is a messenger RNA of Larimichthys crocea (large yellow croaker), 870 nucleotides long. Its product is annotated as E3 ubiquitin-protein ligase TRAF7. The transcript is spliced from 4 exons. The record is from RefSeq and is a predicted model, not a curated record. The coding region runs from base 148 to 618 and encodes 156 amino acids. Lineage: Eukaryota; Metazoa; Chordata; Actinopteri; Sciaenidae.
CCUUGAUCUUGAAGUUUGCAAAUGUGAAGGGGUGUGUGUUGUGACUCUUGAACAAACCUGUUUUUCUUGAUUCUUGUGUACAGAGCUAACAGUCAGUGUUACUGUUUUACUUUUCAUACUGACUGUGUGAAGAGACAGAGAGCAGCCAUGAAGAUCAGUGAUUCUGAAGAAGAAGAAGAGGACAAAAUGGAGUCUCCAGUAUCCAGCUGCCUGUCUAUGAAGAGUGAUCGGUCCAGAGGUUAUCCUCCAGCCUUCAGUAAUGAACCUGAACCCUCAGACACAAAACAGAGAGCAGAGUCUCCAGUAUCCGGCCGUCUGUCUAUGAAGAGUGAUCGGUCCAGAGGUUUUCCUCCUGCCUUCAGUCAUGAACCUGGACCGGUGGACACAAAAGAGAGGACGAGGAGCCAUGUUCCUGUGGAGGAGUCCUGCUGUGCUUUGUGUCAGGACAUCCUGAAGGAUCCGGUCUCUACCAGCUGUGGACACUGGUUCUGCAGACAGUGCAUCACCUCAUACUGGGACCAGCUGUUCAUCAGGAGACUCCUGUUCCCAGUGUGGAGAAAGAUCCAGAACAAGACCCGAACUGCAGAAGGCAAGUCAGGACCAGCCCUGUACAAAUGAGUGCUGGUCUGCAGGAGGUUUUAGAUAAAUAAAGGUCAGUCAGAAAAUGAGAUGUGAACAUGUGACUGAAGGAAGUGAUGAAACAGGAAGUGGAACCCUCCUCAACAGGGUCUACACUGAACGUCUACAUCACAGAGGGAAAGAGUGAAGAGGUUAACACCCACAUGAGGUGAGGCCGCUUGAGACAGCUUCCAAGAUGGAGACCCUCCAUGACAUCCCAUCAAGUGCCACGACAUCUUUAAAGCCUUACCU